CAACCAGGAGGUGGUUUUCACGACUUUUAAUUCGUUUAUGCACCAACAACGGAUGAACAAAAACCCAACUUACAAGAGCAAUGCGUGAAAUACGAGCCCAUUCUCAACGGCAGCGGCUUAGAUAUAAUCCAGGAUGUCUCGGCCCAGCCGCUCCGGGCAUACCUCUUCCUCGCACGUCUACACUGCACUCAAGACGCCGUUUAGCGAAUAUACUCAUCGUGUCAGCUCUAAUAUUUAUAACCUGCUGGACUCCACAUGUUUUUUGUAUAUUCUAUACCACUUUUGGGAAUAAGUACCAUUGUUCAAAAACCUCCAACUACUUUCACUUGCUACUGGGUUAUAUGCACUCCGCUAUUAGUCCCAUUAUAUAUUGGAUUCUCAAUCACAACACAUUUAAACAAUCUCCCUGUGCGCCAAUUAUACGCCUUCGCUCAAUACAGAAUUUUCUUCGAUCUCGCUUUCGCUCAAACACUGUGCCGCCGCCGCCACCGUCUUCCACGAAUGAAGCUGCUCUUGGGGCGUUCAAUCCGAAUUUGAUUAAACUAACUCCGAAGAAAUAUAAAGCUCAGGCCUCUAUUAAUUAUCUCUACUAAAUAGUGUGAUAUUUAUAAUUUUUUCGCAUUAAAAUCAUUUUAUAUACGGAUUUAUGUGUGUGUCUACAUAAGCAUGGAUGCACACGAUUGAGAGAAAUAGUGAUUGCGCCCAUCGUAGUACCGCUAAUACGCUCUUUGUAAAUUUGACAGAAUCAGCUGUGUGCGUGACGUCAUCCUGGUGCAAUCGUUGAUUUAGGAAAUACAAAUAACGAUUUAACUGGGUACGGUUUAAAUAUUUGCCCAGUGAUUUCGGGCUAUUGUGUACGAAAGGGUGACCCGAUCCAAAAAAUUUUACACACACUUGUAGUCAAGGGUUUAGACUUUAUUUUAAACCUAAUUUUCGGUUAUUAAUUUAUUAAUAAAUUCAGUCUGAAAAAUGCACUUUUUGUGAAUUUCUUAGUUAGUUGUACGCAAAUAUACUGUAGAUGGCGUACCAGGAGUUAUGUGCACAGGAAAUGUACAAUACUUUGACAAUAGAAAGGUGUUCUGCACAAAAACACUGUUUAUCGAGUUUACAUUUCUGGUGUCAAAACGCUGAGUUUAGACCGUUUUCCAAUGGUUCCCCAGGGGUAUGUGGAAGCUUUCGAGGGAUCAGGUGUGACUUUUUACAAAGUGUGAACUUUCUUUCUUUCUUUUCUAGUGGGUUAGAUAUCAAGACCCACGCCCCUCCUCCUCCGCUCACUAACCCAAAAACAGUGGACAAAUAACUAAACAUUUCCAAAUUAACUAUUUGUGCAUUAAUAUUUCUGCCUUACACAUUACAAUGCAAAAUGAAGUCUGCAGUGUCAACUUGUAAAAGUGAAAACAAAAUGCAAGUGUGUGAUAUAAGUAAGUUUUUUUAUGUACAUAUCUACAUACAUAUAACUUCAUGCAUUUUAUCAACGUCAACAUGCUGAAAAUCGUACUU
Molecule: messenger RNA, 1500 nt
Organism: Rhagoletis zephyria (snowberry fruit fly)
Lineage: Eukaryota; Metazoa; Arthropoda; Insecta; Diptera; Tephritidae
Biological process (GO): neuropeptide signaling pathway
Cellular component (GO): plasma membrane
Molecular function (GO): neuropeptide receptor activity
Source: RefSeq, a predicted model, not a curated record